CUAGCAAUUCUUGAGUUCAGAAACACGCCAGCUGAAGGACUAAAUACAAGGCCUGCACAAAGGUUAAUGAACAGAAAAACAAGAACUCUGUUGCCAACAAUAGAACAAUUUUUACCAGAGAAAAUGGAGGAACAUCACAACAUAAUGGAACGGAAGAAAAGGCAAGCAAAAUAUUACAACAUGAAAGCCAGAGACCUACCGGAGCUGAAAACAAAUGAUGUGGUUCGAAUUCAACCAACAGGUAGAGACACAGUUUGGAAACCAGCCAAAAUAGAAAAAGUGCUACCAAACAGAUCAUAUUUGGUUAUCACCCCUGGAGGAACUAUCUAUAGAAGAAACAGAGUGCAGCUACGAAAGACCAAGGAGGAAUUCAAGCCUUCAGCAGGUAUGGAUGAUCCCCCAGUCGAGAUGAUACCACAACCAAGACAGAAGAAACAAACAUCUAUCCCUACACCUGUUACAAAGAAGACAGUACCACCACAAGCACAGGCAAACGAAUCAGGAAGAGAACAAGCAAGAGAGACUGCAACAUCUACCACACGAUCUGGCAGAGCAGUAACAAGGCCAAAGUAUCUAAGAGACUAUGUAUGCGGUAAAUAGACACUUAGCAUGCAUGGUAGUAUGUUUUUUUUCCUUUUUUUUCCAUAAAGAAAAAGGGAUGUAUGGGGUAACCCAAUUAGCGUACUAUAUAAACGUAGUGUGUUGAUUGUAAUAGAGACUUCUUAACGUGUACGCCUAGAAUACGGACGCACCACGUUACAGUUGUGUAGCAGUUUAGAUUAUU
Corticium candelabrum is the source of this 784-nucleotide messenger RNA. RefSeq lists its product as uncharacterized. The transcript has a single exon. The record is from RefSeq and is a predicted model, not a curated record. NCBI's taxonomy places the organism in Eukaryota, Metazoa, Porifera, Homoscleromorpha, Homosclerophorida, Plakinidae. The coding region runs from base 67 to 600 and encodes 177 amino acids.